CAAUCGACACCCUCAAAUUCAAACAAUACGUCAAUAACGCUGCGCUUGAGACCGUUAUUGCUUGGCUGAACCUAGAUCGACCCGCGUAGCACUGCAUCAACUCAGAAGUGUUGUCUCAGGCAAGGAUGCCCGUGUUGAGGGAGCAGACGAACAAGUACAGGAUCGAUCAACCGUCACCCGAGCAUCUCAUUGUGCCAGUUCAUUGGAGCAGUAUAGCGCACUGGAUGAUCGCUGUACUACAUCUGGAGCAAGAUACGUUCGAAGUGUUCGAUCCAUGCAGUCUGAGGACAAGUACGCCUUCGCCAGCACUGCACUUCGACUCUUUGUUGACAGCGUAAGAUGUGCGCGUGCAAAGCCUACCGCCCAUCUCGCCCCGGGCUAUGAGUGGACGGAGUUUCGGCCAAACGU
This is a messenger RNA of Baudoinia panamericana UAMH 10762, 408 nucleotides long. RefSeq lists its product as uncharacterized. Gene Ontology annotation, biological process: proteolysis. The coding region runs from base 126 to 338 and encodes 70 amino acids. The record is from RefSeq and is a predicted model, not a curated record. Lineage: Eukaryota; Fungi; Ascomycota; Dothideomycetes; Mycosphaerellales; Teratosphaeriaceae. Gene Ontology annotation, molecular function: cysteine-type peptidase activity. The transcript has a single exon.